GAAGAAUGUGUUGUAGAAAGAAAAAGCGAUCAAAGCGUCCAGCUUCAAUCACCCGACGGGUAGCUGAAGUCGAAUACAAAAGGAUCAAACCAGCAGGAAAACGAAGGAGCGAUUCCCAGGGAAUAUCAAUUGAAAAUGCAGCUGAAGUAUAUUUCUGUACGUUGCACUCGAAUUUUUCGCCCGAAUGUCACAAACCUAACGCACCUCCUCUUACACCGAUAGUUACCAUACAGCCCAUUAUCAACUUCGUUGGAAACUUUGAUCAAGACGAACUCCCUUACGAGAACCAACAAACUGAACAAUCGAAAUUCGUUUACAAAAUAUGUACUGGUGUGCAAUACUGCCCUACCGAAUCUAAACAUAAAAUUGAUUCGGUUGACAAAUUUUCCACCUUCGCUCAAUCGCGUGUGAUUCCUUUAAAACCUAUUACGCUGCAGCAAAAAAUAAAGAAUGUAAAAAAACCUUUUUUUACUAAACUAUUUUUUUGCUUCGUAAAAAAUGAGCAAAGGAGAACUAGAAGCGAAAACGCCACACGCAAAAGCUCUUCCAAAGGGAAACAUAUUACUAACUGUGUCGGUGAAAGAAUACUCAACUACUCUAAAUCCGAAGAAAAAGUUCACGACAAAUGCCAGCAUACGCGUAACGUGAACUCUGGCCACAGUUUUGAAAUCGUAUCUCAACUACUAACAAAAUCAGUUUCAAUAUCAAAAAUGUCUUGUGACAAUAUUUCACCAGAGCUUGAACAAGGACGCUCACGUUUGAGUAAAAGGGAGACCAGUUUUUUUCAUCUCAUAAUUAAUGCCUUAAAAAAUAAGACAGUUAGAAGAAAACGAGAAAAAUGUAAAGGCGAUAAAAAGAAUAAGGUAAUUGUUCUCCAUCUACCGAAAAAAGACAGCAGUUUCUCAGUUGGCACGGUGGGCUCGGCAGCCGCGGCAUGCAGCAAGUUAGAGAACAUUCAAAAACCUUUGGUCAUCAAAGACGAAGAGCCCCUGGUAUCGGAAGACGAUCCUCCUGAUGUACCUGAGAGAGUCGACAGCAUACGACACAAUAAAAUAUGCGGACCGGGAGAAAUAAUAAUCCGAAGACAUCUUUAAAUUAAAGUUGACUUUUACUUACCUUACUAUAUUCAGAAAAUAAUAAAAUUUAUGUGAACAUAUUCUUUUUCAUUUUCUGUUUAUCUUGGAAUAGGUAUCCCUUAUAACUUUAACUGAACCCAAGAUUUAAAGUCGACAGAAAAGAAUGGAAUUGGCAAUGCUCUGUUAUGAAUGUGAAGCUUACAAUGACAGAGCAAGUGUAGGAUUCUGUCUUAAUUUGUUACUUGUUGUAUACUUCUUCUUGGUUAUACAGCUAUCGGGGUGCAUUCGGUCCUAUAUGUGGAAUUCACACCAAAUAUU
Messenger RNA from Amyelois transitella, 1394 nucleotides. RefSeq lists its product as uncharacterized. The transcript has a single exon. The record is from RefSeq and is a predicted model, not a curated record. Bases 6 to 1094 code for a protein of 362 amino acids. NCBI's taxonomy places the organism in Eukaryota, Metazoa, Arthropoda, Insecta, Lepidoptera, Pyralidae.